Cryptotermes secundus is the source of this 3079-nucleotide messenger RNA. It is a transcript of the gene stai, whose product is annotated as stathmin. Gene Ontology annotation, molecular function: tubulin binding. NCBI's taxonomy places the organism in Eukaryota, Metazoa, Arthropoda, Insecta, Blattodea, Kalotermitidae. The record is from RefSeq and is a predicted model, not a curated record. Gene Ontology annotation, biological process: microtubule depolymerization; neuron projection development; regulation of microtubule polymerization or depolymerization. The transcript has 7 exons. Gene Ontology annotation, cellular component: neuron projection; cytoplasm. Bases 500 to 1249 code for a protein of 249 amino acids.
AGAGCUGGGUUUACAAGGAAGUAAAAGAAAUUCCUGACUAAUCAGAAUGUUAACACGACAGCGGGAACCGCUGACAAUACGGAAGGGCUAUAUGAAAUGUGUCAUAAGCACUAAGGCAGACGAAAAAUGCUGAGUAGGAGGAGGCGGCUUACCAAAAGAGUCAACCCCUUCUCGAUUAACAACCAAUAAACAAGCUCCACCGACCCAAAAUCACGUCAGGGUAGGAGGACCCCUAUACCCGGAAGACAACGAGUCAGCAUAGCAGAGGUUAUAAAAACCCGAGACGACCCAUUUUAGGGGCUCUUUUUAGCUUUUUAGCUUCUUAGCUUUUUUUGGCUAUUCGAUUCGAUUCUAGUCGGAUCUAUUUUUAUUAAUGUCAUUAUUACAUUAGUACCUCAAUUGUGGCCAUGAGUGGACGCUGGGUCGUGAUGACAAGCCUUCUCAUCUUCAGCUCAACUACUUGUGUCAACAAGAAUUUUUGAAUCAAGACACCACAACCAUGGCUGAUAUCAAGAGUGAGGAAGCAACUGAAAUCAGGUGUCAAGAGAAAUCUAAGGGUGGUCUGUCAUAUGAAGUAAUCCUGGCAGAGCCUGUGGCUGUGACUCCUCCCAAACGACCUUCCUCCCCCAGCAACAAGGUUUCAGUGGAGAACAUCGAGGAGAAAUUGAAAGCGGCUGAAGAGAGGAGAUUGUCGUUGGAAGCAAACAGGAUGGCUUUUUUGGCUGCCAAGAUGUCAAAGAUUGAGGAGGCAUCAAAGAAGAGGGAGGAACAAGCAAAUAAUUUCAUUUCACAAACGCGAGAAGCCCUAGAACAAAAGAUGGAAGCGCACAUUGAGAAACGAGAAUCAUUCAUCAAUGACUUGAAGUAUAAAUUAAAGGAUCAUCGAGAGAGUGUGGAGAAGACAAGACUGUCACUAGAAAUGCAGAGAAAUGAAGUAAGAAAUGCAGUUGAGGAGAAGUACAAAACAGCUAUUGCUCAGCGAAAUGAGUACAAAAAGAAAAUGUUGGAUAGGCUUAAGGAACAUGAGGAGCAGGUGCAGCGGGUUCAGGCAGGAAUGCUCAAGAAAAUGAACGAGUUGGAGUCUCAGAUUCAGAGCAAGCUGGAGUUGGCACAGAAAAGACGUGAGCAGCUCGAGCGGGAGCAACUUGAGAAGCUGCGUAGUCAUGAACACCGGGCUGAGAUGGUGCGACAAAAUAAGGAGCGCCUAUCAAGUGAGAAUGAUGAGCAGCAGACUGCUUCUUCAGGCUAGUUGGACAUGCAGUUAUGGAGUUAACUCUGCCCAGCCCCUCCUUCCCUUCUGAGCAAGGAACAAAGCUUGUUAGGCAACGGGAUAUGGAACGAGUUACCACGAAGACAGACCCUUGGUAAAUGGUCGGUUGCCAAGUUAUGCAACAGUAAGGAAAGCGGUGUUUCUAGAGACAUUGCUUGGCAACGCUCCCAAGAGUUGUUUAUUGCUGCAUAGCAACCAGCUUGCUUCGGCUCGGCACAUCAUGGAGAAAAACAGCUUUCUUUACGGUUGCGUAACUUGUCAACUGACCGUUUAUCAAGAGUCUGUCUUCAUGGUAACUCGUUCCAUAUCCCGUUGCCCAACAACGGUGUGACAUGUCACAGUAUAUUGUAUAACAAAAGGGGCCAGUAUAGAGCAUCAGUUGAUAAAAGAGUUUUGUCAUUUAACGCUUUGUUUUGUGACUUGGUAUCUUAAUAUUGUUAUGUCUGGUUAUUGAUGCAGUCUUGAUAUUGUAAGGUACAGUGAGCUGCCAGUGUUUCUGAUGUGCCUGUUGUUACAUAACAGUGCUUAUAUAUUGUAUUUCAUGGUGAGAUGAAACCCUGCUUGAAGAAAGAUGAGUCUGUAUUGUUAAAGUACUAAACUGAAAAUGUGUAAAAAAUGAGCAUAGAUGUGAAGACAAGCUAGCUUCUGUGAUGGCUUUAUGCAGAACAACUAUUAAUUAGCCAGAAUUUGUAGUUUACUGGCAUGUUUUUGUCCUAGCAACAAGUUAUGCAAUGCUUAUGUUUACAGUUUACAUUAGUAGUUAGAUUCAGCCUGAAUUUUCUUGUGGGAGGCAAAUUGUGGAAUGGUUACACUGACUUUCUGAUAACACCUGCCAAAGAUUUUAUAGAUGCACAGAGACACUGUUUUAAGUGCCAUUAUGAUUGCAGAGAGGCAUCCACCUCUCUGGUAGUUGUAAGUUAAUGGGCCUACAUAAGUCCAAAAAUUCCUGUUCAUGCAUUUAGUAAUAACUGAAGAGAGAGACUGAUUAUGUACACAUGUUUCUAACCAUUUCAUCCUUCUCACAUAUUCCCAGUGUCCUCACUAACCACCAGAGGUCAUAUUCCCUUUUCAUACUUGGUAAUUCUUAUCGCUUUGGACUGAGGUAAGGUCAUUCUUGCAGUCUGUUUUUAUGUAAUUUUGUAAAACAUUGUGACAUGUCAAACCGUUGGGCAACGGGAUCUGGAACGAGUUACCAUGAAGACAGGGAAAGCGAUGUUUCUAGAGACAUUGCUUGACAAUGCUGCCAAGAGUUGUUUACUGCUGCGUAACAACCAGCGCGUCACAGAGAAACACUGUUUUCAUUACUGUUAUGUAAUGCAAUACUAUAGGGUGAAAGAGACAGUGAUUUCCUUGAAACUGCACAACCAGCAGUUUUGCUCCCACUGUUAUUUUGAUGUGCAGAGCUGCCACUUGGAAUUCUAUAUAAAGGAAACAAACUUUUAUCUUCAUUAAAAAGCAGCUUAAUGAAUAAUGAAAGCUUUGUUCCUUGUGUUUCUCUGUGACGUGCCGAAGCUCACUGGUUGCUACGCGACAAUAAACAACUCUUUGCAGUGUUGACCUUUGGAAAUACUGCUUUCCUUAAUGUUUCAUAACUUGUCAAUAAACGUUUAUCAAGGGUUUGUCUUUGUGGUAACUUUUCACAUCCCAUUGACCAGCAACGGUUUGACAUGUCACAAGAUUUUUGCAUACGGUUUUGUAAUUUUGCCUCUUUUGACAUUUGGUUCCAGUUGUUGUAUUAUGUUCAAUUGUGCUUAAUAAAGAAGAAUUGUAGAUUGAAUUAACAAGAAUAAAUGUAGUUCUGACACAAAU